Messenger RNA from Selaginella moellendorffii, 952 nucleotides. Its product is annotated as SPX domain-containing protein 5. Lineage: Eukaryota; Viridiplantae; Streptophyta; Lycopodiopsida; Selaginellales; Selaginellaceae. Gene Ontology annotation, biological process: cellular response to phosphate starvation. The transcript has 3 exons. The record is from RefSeq and is a predicted model, not a curated record. Bases 1 to 861 code for a protein of 286 amino acids.
AUGCGAGGGAAAGUAAUUGGAAAGACCGCCCGCGGCCGUGGCGAGGCCAUGGCCGCUGGAUGCAAGCAAUCGGACGGUGAGAGAGAGCUUAAUAGGCUCUGGAAGAACAUUAGGAGCCCACCCACCAUGAAAUUUGGAAAGGCCCUUCGGCGCGUGAUCGAUCAGACGUUUCCGGCAUGGCAGGAAUUUUUCAUUGCGUACAAGGAUCUCAAGCAGCAGCUCAAUCGCAUCGCAGCAAUCCGGCAGCAAAUGCCCAAUCCAGCAGAAAUGCCGGCGAGAUCGAUCAUCGCCCCCGCCGAGACCGCGGAAGAGAUGCGCUUCGUCACGCUCCUAUAUCGCGAAAUCUCCAAGCUCAAUGCCUUCUUCAGCGAGGAGGAGGAGGAAUUCGUGAUCCGGUUCCAGGAUCUGCGAGAGAGGGCAGUGGAGAAUCACGCUAGCCGCGGCGGCUUGCUCCGGAUCUGGCGAGAUCUCGUGUGCCUCCAUGGCGAGAUGAUCUUGCUCGAGAACUACAGCUCCAUCAAUUGCCUGGGGCUGGUGAAGAUCGUGAAGAAGCACGACAAGCUGAGCAGCAGCGUGGCGCUCCUCCGCCUCCCAUUCGUGCGGAGGCUAUUGCGGCAGCCAUUCUUCCAGACGGAGCAGCUGUUCGUGCUCAUCGCCGAGUGCGAGCGGAUCUUGCGCGCGCUGGAGAGAUCGCUGCGAUCCGUGGCGGCUGAUGGACACGACGAGGAGGGAUUCGACGGGGACGAUGGAGACGACCAAAGCGGCAGGAUUGUGAGGAGCACCGUGGCGGCACUGGGGACGAUCCAGCAUUUGCGCAACGGGAGCUCCACGUAUGGUCCUUCUUCCCUACGUUACGACUGAAGAACCCUAAAAACAGAGCAAAUGUAAAAAAAGAAGUAAGCCUUUAAAACAGGAAUAUCUUACGAAUAUAGGGCUAGUUCUCUACCAUUUU